Messenger RNA from Cordyceps fumosorosea ARSEF 2679, 1095 nucleotides. Its product is annotated as Short-chain dehydrogenase/reductase SDR. The record is from RefSeq and is a predicted model, not a curated record. The transcript has 2 exons. NCBI's taxonomy places the organism in Eukaryota, Fungi, Ascomycota, Sordariomycetes, Hypocreales, Cordycipitaceae. Bases 1 to 1095 code for a protein of 364 amino acids. Gene Ontology annotation, molecular function: oxidoreductase activity, acting on the CH-OH group of donors, NAD or NADP as acceptor.
AUGUCUUUCGCUGCUCGCCACGCUCUGCGGCUCACCCGCGCUGCCGCCCCCGUCUCGCGACUCGCCUCCCCCUCUGUCCGCGGCUUCUCCGCCACCGCCGUUUCCCGCGUCUCCGACACGACCAAGAAGAACAGCGUUGUCCGCGAGAAGGAGGUGCCCGCCACCAUCUAUGAUGGCCCUGGCGCUGGCGACAAGCGCACCGUACAGGUCCCUGACGGCGCCGCCCGCGUGCCCUUUGAGAGCCCCCAGCCUCCCGCCGACGAUGCCCACGAGGCCGUCGAGCCGCUCUCCCGCAAAGCCUACGAGGCCCUCCCCCGCACCGUUCGCAACAUGACCGUCUUUGGCAAGACCAUUAUCAUUACGGGCGGCGCCCGUGGCCUGGGCAACCACAUGGCCCGGGCCUGCGCCGAGGCUGGUGCCAAGAACAUCGUCAUCUUUGACGCCAAUCAGGAGUUGGGUGACGCCGCCGCGGCUGAGCUCCACGACAAGUCGGGUGUCCCCGUCUCCUUCUUCAAGGUCGACGUUCGUGACGGCGCCGCCAUCAACGCUGCUGUCGACUCCGUCGUUGACCUCUACGGUGCCCCCGACGUCCUCGUCAACUCGGCCGGUAUCGCCGACUCCAACAUCAAGGCCGAGACCUACGACCCGGCCAUGUUCCGCCGCCUUAUCGACAUCAACCUUACCGGCACCUUCCUCAUGUCUCAGGCCGUCGGCCGCGCCAUGAUGGCCGCCGGAAAGUCGGGCUCCCUUAUCCUCGUCGCCUCCAUGUCCGGCUCCAUCGUCAACUACCCCCAGGAGCAGUCCUGCUACAACGCCUCCAAGGCUGGUGUCAUCCAGUUUUCUAAGUCGCUCGCCGCCGAGUGGGCCAAGCACGGCAUUCGUGUCAACACCAUCUCCCCCGGCUACAUGGACACCGCCCUUAACCGCGUGCCCGCUCUCGAGGCCCAGAAGAAGAUCUGGCGCGGGCUCACUCCCCAGAACCGUCUGGGCAACGUCGACGAGCUCAACGGCCUCUGCGUCUUCCUCGCCUCCGACUCCUCGAGCUUCAUGACUGGUGCCGACUGCAUCAUCGACGGUGGAUACUCGCUGUGGUAA